AUGCUGCGGACUGCUCUCGCCGCCAAAGCCCGCGCCUACCGAGAGGGCAAAAUUGACAACAACACCCUCUGGGACAGGCUGAUCUUCAAUAAGGUGCGCAACAAUCUGGGCGGGCGGAUUCGUGUGGUGGCCACUGGAUCGGCGUCUAUCAACGCCAAGGUCGGCAAUGAUUUGCGCAGUGUCUUCGGCUGCAUUUUCCUCAAUGGCUACGGACAGACGGAGUGCAGUGGCACCUCAAUGUCAGCGCCCUUUGACAGGCACGCAGACAGCGUCGGACCACCGCUGGCGUGCACCACUAUCAAACUGGAAGACAUCCCAGAGAUGAACUACUACGCUUCGGAGGGCAAAGGUGAAAUUCUCGUAAAAGGACCAUUAACAACAAAGGGAUACUACAAAGACGCCGCGGAGACGGAAAAACUGUUUGACGAGGACGGCUGGCUGCACACCGGUGACGUGGGCGCCUGGACGGAGGAGGGCACCUUGCGCAUUCUCGACCGAAAGCGGAAUCACUUUAAGCUCAGCCAGGGAGAGUUUAUUCCUGUGGAGAAGCUGGAGACUUCGUACGCUCAGAGUCCUUUUGUGGCGCAGAUCUACGUGUACGGAGACAGCUCACGUUCUCACCUGGUUGCCGUUGUCGUUCCCGAAAAGGAGUUCCUUGGCGCGUGGUGUUUCAAAAACGGCAUCACCAUCAACUUUCAUGAUCAGUGCAAAGACUCGAGAGUUAAAAAGGUAAUUCUUGAGGAUUUGCGCAACAUUGCCAUUGCCGAAAGGUUCAACAAGCUCGAGUACGUCAAGAGAGUGUACCUGCACACCGAGCUACUGACUAUUGAGAGCGGUCUACUUACUCCUACCAUGAAGGCCAAACGAUUUGAAAUGCAAAGAUAUUUUGGAAAGAUUAUCGAAGAGCUGUACAAGCAAGAUUAA
Rhagoletis zephyria (snowberry fruit fly) is the source of this 924-nucleotide messenger RNA. NCBI's taxonomy places the organism in Eukaryota, Metazoa, Arthropoda, Insecta, Diptera, Tephritidae. The record is from RefSeq and is a predicted model, not a curated record.